Molecule: messenger RNA, 1491 nt
Organism: Poecilia reticulata (guppy)
Lineage: Eukaryota; Metazoa; Chordata; Actinopteri; Cyprinodontiformes; Poeciliidae
Gene: rtbdn
Product: retbindin
Cellular component (GO): external side of plasma membrane
Molecular function (GO): signaling receptor activity; riboflavin binding; riboflavin transmembrane transporter activity
Source: RefSeq, a predicted model, not a curated record
GUCAACAAGGAGGAUUUGGAAAACAUCCUAUUGGGAGAUUAACAAGGACAGAGCCCCGGUCCUUUUCUGUGCAUGUGUGAGUGCUUGCGUGCAGGAAGGAAAGAGAGAGAGAGAGAAAGAAGGAGGGAGGGAGGGAGACAGGACAUCGCAGCGUGUGGCAGAUGGAGGAGGGAGGUGGGGGUGAGGAGCCUGGUAGGAGGCUGGCAUGUUUUCCCAUCUAAACCGGUGACAAAGUGGCGAGCAGUGGCUCCCCGGAGCAGAGGAGAUCACAGCCACCGCACGGAGAGGGACGCGGAGCGGGAGGAGAGCCGAGCACCGCGCAGCCUGCAGCCGCUGGAGCCACAGCAUCAGGGUGGGGAUCAGAACCGAGCCACAUCGGAGGGAGCAACGUUUUUUUUUUUUUUCCUUUUAAACCCGGAGAGCAGAUCGGCAGAGAUGGGCGUGACUUCUCCCCCGCUGCUGCUGAUAUGCAUAUACCUGUCGGCAGUCGGCCGGGCGCGCUCGGAGGGCGUCUGCCUCCAGGACGGCAAGCACAAGGCCACGCCCGGCGCCGAGCCACACCUGUCCGAGUGCGGGCUUUACGCUGACAACAGCUGCUGCACUGAGGAAGACAUCCAGGAUAUUGCCUAUGUUCCUUCUGACAGCAAUAAAAACGAACCCUGGGACAAGUGUGGCCCUCUGAGUGCAGAGUGCGAGGGCUAUCUGAAGCGCGUGUCGUGUUUUUACCGCUGCUCCCCUGAUGCCUCCCGCUGGCCUCAUCCUCACCGCCGCUCGUACAUCCAGGCGGUGCCGCUGUGCCACAGCUUCUGCCGUGACUGGUUUGAUGCCUGUAGGAUGGACAUAACGUGUGCUCGCAACUGGGCCAGGGACCCUCGGGGCCAGAACUGCACUGGGACCUGUGUUCAGUAUCAGCAGAUGUAUCAGCACGGCAGGGAUCUCUGCGAGAGCCUGUGGGGCGACGCCUUCAUGACGGUGGAGGACGACCAGCAGGAGGCGGGAGAGAACGGGGCGGAGGGCCGGCCCUGCGGCUGCCUCACCCUCAGUCCCUCGGACAAGGACGUGAUCGCGGCGCUGCGGGCCCAGCAGGACGACCCGGAGGAGCUGGACACCACCAAGGCAGGCCUGCCGCAGUACCGGGCUCCCUGCCAGACCAAGCUGCCGCCGCCGGUCAAGAGCGGCCGGAGGGCGAACUCCGUCCUACGGAAACGCUCGGUGGAGAUCGACGACGUGGAGGGAAGCGGGAGCGGUUUGUAGAUCCUGUUGGGAAAGAUGUGUCUCUAGUUUCUGAUGCGUAAUGCUAAACUGUGAAAAUAAAGGCGUAACUUUGUCCCUCUAAAAAAGAAUUUACGUACAUGGGCGGCGAGUUAGGGCCGCUGUAGAUCCAGGAGAAAGAAGUAGUAAAUUUGCGAGAUAAAAACUCUGAGGUUUUGAGAUUAAGCGCGGGAAAUUUCUAGAAAAAAGAACGGAAAUUUCUGAGCUCCAAAAGUUUGA